Messenger RNA from Physella acuta, 1824 nucleotides. RefSeq lists its product as uncharacterized. Lineage: Eukaryota; Metazoa; Mollusca; Gastropoda; Physidae. The record is from RefSeq and is a predicted model, not a curated record. Gene Ontology annotation, cellular component: myosin II complex. Gene Ontology annotation, molecular function: calcium ion binding.
ACAAGUGAUAUCAAGCAGUCAAUGCGUUUCGAAGAUCAACAAACAGGCAGGUGGCAGCACGUCCAAAAUCAGAAAUACUCUGCCAUGUCCAAUUUCAAGAAAACAACCUUAGCUGGCGGUGGCCGCAAAAAAACAGGCCCAAAGCCUGAACUAACAGAGGAACAAAAGCAAGAGAUCAGAGAAGCAUUUGAUCUCUUUGAUGCAGAUGGCUCAGGAACAAUUGAUGCAAAAGAACUUAAGGUUGCCAUGAGGGCUUUAGGCUUUGAGCCCAAAAAAGAAGAAAUCAAAAAGUUAAUAGCAGAAAUAGAUAAAGAAUGUACAGGUACAAUAGACUUUAAUGACUUUUUGACAUUAAUGACCCACAAAAUGUGUGAGAAAGACUCAAGGGAAGAAAUUAUGAAGGCAUUCCGUUUAUUUGAUGAUGAUGAAACUGGUAAAAUUUCUUUCCGCAAUCUCAAGAGGGUGGCAAAGGAAUUAGGAGAAAACAUGACAGACGAAGAGCUUCAGGAAAUGAUUGAUGAGGCAGACAGAGAUGGUGAUGGUGAGAUCAACCAAGAAGAGUUUUUGAGGAUCAUGAAAAAAACAAGUUUAUAUUGAUUCUGUCUCUCAGCUCUAACCUUAUUUGAACUUGUAAAUAAAUAUUUAAAAACCAUGAUAAUAUUAACACCUCCCUCCCCCACCGUUGUAAAAAAAUAUCUUCUGUUAUUUUGUAAUAGAGUGGCCUUGUUUUGAAUUUUCUUUUUAAAUUUAUAAUUCUGCUUCGGAGUAUGUAGAGCAUAAAAGUAUCUUGAACUGCAGCUUUUGAGGUUUUAUGAGAGGUGAUAAUGCAGAAUCUCAUGCAAAUAGUGAAUGUACAGUAGAUUGUUUUAAAAACAUGUUUAAAAUGUUUUUUUCUUUUUAAACUGGCCACUGUAAUAGAACUAUCAGUUUAUUAUCAUUAGAAGAAAUACAUUUUAAUAAGAAAAUGGCAUCAUACAAUGUAUACUUUUUAGAUUUUUAUCUGUGCUAGAAUACUUUUAUUUGAGAUUCAAGAAUUUCAGGAUAGGUUUUUCUUAAUGUUCCUUGAGUAAACAAAAUUUAAUACAUCAAUGUUUAGUGAAUUCUAGAAAUGUAGUUCACACAUUCAAAAUUUUGUCAUGUGGUACAUGUUUUCAUCAUAAAAUUCAAGAUAACAUUCCUUAUGCUCUGUUUUUAUUUUUCAAAGUUGUUUUCUGGCAUUCCUAAGUUUACACUAGUUUUAAUAAAAUAGAUAACAGUAUUAUUUAAAUGAUACUUGUGCUCCAAAAAUUAUAAAUGUGGUGUCAAAUUAAGUACCUUAAGUGUGGAUUUUGUUUUAGUCAUAUGAAUAUUCAGAAAUUAUGAUUGUUAACUACUGAGAAAACAGUUUAAAAACUUAAGUUAAAAGAUGAUAAAUUUCUAUUCAUUAUAUUUUAUAACAAACAAAUUUUGUAAAGAAAUAAAUUAUUCUUGAGUUUUUUUCCCAAAUGUUUUUUACUCUCAUAUGUUCUUUGAUUAGGAACCCUGAACCAGACAAACUUAUUUGUAUCAAUGUCUUCAUUAUAUUAAAAAAAAUGUCAUACCUUUUAUGAUAAAUGGGAGUAUAAUUUGUAGACAUAUACUUAUAACAUGUGUUAUCAAUGUUUUUUUGCAGUCAGUAAAAAGUUAUUUGAACUUUGAAAGAAUUGUCCAAUGUUUUGUUUUGAAAUGUGACUAUAAAUAUAUACCUGUCUUUGAGAUGAGGGUUUGAAGCAUUAUUAGAAAUACAAUGUAUGCCCUAGUGAUCUAAAUGUUAUGAAAUUAAACCUUCAUUAUUAAAAGUAGUUA